GUAGACAUCCAGGGUCCUCUAUUGUUGCUUCUGCCAUUCCAGCUCUCCUCUUCCCUCCCUUUUCCGAAUCCCAGGUUUAUUAGUGCCUUCCAUGGCCUUCUCCACCAUCAAUCGAUCUCUCUUCUCCUCCCUCCCUAACUUGUUCGAAACUCCCUUCCCCUCUCUCUCCCUCCCUCGCCUCCUCUCCACUGCCACCACCACCGCGGCCGCCGAAUUCUCUCACCUCCUCCUCUCGAACUCCUCACUUCCAACGCUCGAAAGAGUCCUCUCCGGUUCCCAGUCCAAGCUCGAUCAUUCCAUCGUCCAAUCCGUCCUCCGUCAAUCCUCCGACCGCAUUUUGGCGCUCCGCUUCUUCGUCUGGGCCGGGCUCCAGCCCCACCACCGCCACUCCGCGGCCGCCUACGCCGCCGCUUCCGACUCCCUCCAGAUCCCCCGCCAUCCCCAGGCGUUUACCCACCUCCUCGACUCCUACCGGGCCGCUGACGCCCCCGUAUCUCUCAAAACCUUUAAAAUUCUCCUCAACCUCUGCCGCCACGCCAAUCUCCCCGACGAGGCCCUCGCCCUCGUCCGCCGAAUGCGGGAGUUCGAUUGCCGCCCCGAUACCUCCUCUUACAACACUGUCCUCCGCCUCUUAGCCAAUAGCGGCCGCGGCGAGAUUGGAGCUGCUCUUUUGGAGGAAAUGAUCAUGGCUAGGGUGAACCCAGACAUGGUCACCUAUGUGACUGCUGUGCGGGGACUCUGCGCCGUGGCCAAAAUUGAGGCAGCCCAGGGCCUCGUAGCCCGAAUGCGGGCAAAUGGGUGUGUGCCCAAUGUGGUUGUUUACUCUGCACUGCUCGAUGGGGCUUGUAGCUGUGGUGAUCUCCUUGCAGCAAUGCAGCUUUUGGAUGAGAUGGAGAGUGAAUUAGAUAAUGGUUGUGCACCGAAUGUGGUGACAUACACUUGUUUGAUAAAAUGCCUGUGUGAGAAGGGCCGGCUGGAGGAGGCAUUGGGGAUCUUGGACCGGAUGGGGAGGCGGGGGUGUCGCCCCAACCAGGUCACGGUAAGAACUAUCCUGAAUGGGUUCUGUGCCAAAGGGAAGCUUGGUGAGGCUUGUGAGCUGAUUGAGAGAGUGGUGGGGGAGGGGAGUGUUUCUUCCGAGGACUGCUAUAAUUUGCUUGUGGUUUGUUUGUUGCGAGUCAGGAACGUACAGGAGGCAGAGGAGCUUAUGACGAGGAUGUUGGAAAAGGGUAUCAGUCCAAGUGGGGUGGCGUGCAAUUCUUUGUUGAGGGAGCUCUGCAAUCGAAAGCAGUUCAUGGAUGGGUAUAAUUGGUUUCAAAAGAUGGAAGAGAAGGGGUUGGCAUGUGUUGAUUCAGAUGUCUAUGUUCUUCUUUUGGUAGGGCUUCAUGAAAAGGGUCAUUCAACAGAGACAUUGAUAUUAGGAAGGAAGAUUGUCGAAAGGGGUAUUCAUUUGGAGGCUUUUAGCAAUGAUGGUGUAGCGGAGUUAUUGCAGAAGUUAAGUGAAAGUGACUUAACAUCACAUUAGUUGUAGUUUUGAGUUGAUGCAGCAGAUUGGUAAAGCAUAAAGAGCAUGAAGUUGGUAUGGCACAAGGAGGAAAAUAAGAAUCAUUGAAGAUGGAUUUGUACCUUGAUUUUCAAAGAAAAGGCCAAUGGUGCAGGCAAAAGAACCAAACCAACAAAACUGAAACAAGUUUUCGUGGUAUUUUUUUAGUAAUAUCUGUAGUCAUUGUGCAAAUUUACCUGCAGGAUGAUUUGAAUUAGUCCUUGUAAAAGGAGAUGAGCAUAGAAUAGAACUACUACUGGAAAUUCUACUGAAGUUGACUUGCAUUUUUUGGAUACUCACUUGUCCAAUAUGUUUGGGCAGCAAAGAGGUGCUAAUGGGGUGUCGUGGUGCCCUUAACACCAACUUUGCUAUGUUAUGGUAUAUGUGACAGGCAUCAUCUCCUUUUAUAUUUU
Molecule: messenger RNA, 1953 nt
Organism: Elaeis guineensis (African oil palm)
Lineage: Eukaryota; Viridiplantae; Streptophyta; Magnoliopsida; Arecales; Arecaceae
Product: pentatricopeptide repeat-containing protein At5g47360
Molecular function (GO): protein binding
Source: RefSeq, a predicted model, not a curated record